GCGGGGGCAGGGGCGGCCGGAGGCGGCGGGCUCUCGAGGGCGAGGAGGGACCAGCAGCGCGGCGGGCUGCGGAGGCGGGAGUCGCCCUGCGCUGCUGAGCUGAGAAUGGUUGCCUGGGGAAAACAGCACUGCUGUGUUGGCAGAAUACAGGACAUUUUCUUGAGAUUCAGGCUUGUUCUAGCAGUCCUUUUACUUCAUUUGUUCCUGGCUACAGCAGGCAAAGAUCAGGAGGAUUUUCUAGGACAGUAUAAAGCUGUCUUUAAGACUGCAUGCGAAGAUCCUUGGAUUAUGUCAGCAAGAGUUUCUCUGCGUCCCUUGAAAGAAUUCAUUGUUUGUGUGCACCUCAAGCUCUAUUCCUCACAUAGUCCCUGGACAGCAUAUGUAUACAAUCAAGAAACUCUUCACACCAACCUCUCUGCAAAUAAGUAUGAUCUUGGACUUACAGGAGAUCAUGGUAAAUUGAGGAUAUGGUUAUUUGGAAAACAAAUAAAUGCAGCAGCAAGACUUCAUGAAAACACUUGGAACCAAAUAUGUAUCCUGUGGAAAAGUGAAGAUGGGGAGAUGAAGGUAUUCGUAAAUGGAAAAAAAAAAGUAAACAGAAAACUAACCGGGAAAAUUAAUUUUCCUGGAAAAGGGAAGUUCUUACUUGGCUGUUCAAAGCUGCCAGGUACAGCUAUGUCACCUCACCUGGGUAUGACCGGGGAGCUGUACAUGUUCAGGAUGUGGGAUAAAGCAAAUAUAAAGCAGUCUUUGGACUGUGAAGAUAGUGGUGUUAUACGCUGGAGAAAGGAGGAUUGGGUCUAUAAUAAGACAGUAGAAGAAGAUAACUCUUUGCCAUGUGUUGAAACUACUGCUACAUUGCCUGGCAGAAGAUGGAUAACAGAUGCAAGUUCAGAAGAAUCGGCUGCAACAGUCAUUUCUGAUAUGACUUCAGAGGAGACUACGCAAACUACAGAAGCUCUUAACAUCACUGGUUAUUACUCCACCAUAACACCAGAAGCUAUAGCGGGAGAAACUAUUUUGUGCAACAUAACACCUGUCUGUAAUUUUUCAGUGUUCUAUGUGGGCAAGGUAAAACUUCAGGCAAGCGAAGAAGGUAACACAUCACUAAAUGUAGAAAUAAUUAAUAACAUAACCACCAACAAUCAAGUUACGAAAGUAAUUGCAAUUCCAGCACCUACCCCACAAGAGCUGAGAAUUGCAGAGUUCAACAAAACCUUGCAAGCAAUAAGUGAGUCCUCUGUUAUGGAAUGCAGUGCAGAAAACCAGAGUCUACACUGCAGUUUUAUAAUGAAGUUGGCUGAGAGAGAGAACAUAAGCAGUUUAAAAGACAAAGCAGAAAUAAGCCAACUUGAACGGUGCUGUUGUUCAUCACUGAAGUAUUGUUCCUUGACUGCUGAAGAAUUACACACAUAUACUAUACAAAUGCCACCUGAUUCUAUACGGGUUCAUUUGCCUCGUUCUUCUCUCCCUAAAAAGAUUUCCCCCAAAUCUAAUACUCUUUUUUCCCCUACAAUGAUUUCUACCAAACAAAGCCCCAUAAUUAGACCACUGAUCCCACCAUUCACGGAGAUUUCUUUUUCUGAAACUCUCUCCACAUCUCCCACUACAGAUGCUCUCUCUGAAACUUCUGCUGCAUCUACUGCUGAAACUUCUGAGUUUUCCACCAGUGUUACCACUACACUUCCCUCUUCUGAGUCUCUUGCAGAACCUACUGUGCCAACUUUUCCUUCCAUAGCUUCUUAUAAAUCUGUUGCUAUUUCCACACCUGCAACAAAAUCUUUCACUAAUGCUGCUUUCUCAGUUAAAUCUGAGGCUGCAUAUCUUAGCAAGCCUAUUACAAUUUCUCCUUCUGUAGGUUUCACUAAACAUUCUGCAGUUUCCUCUUCAGAGCUUCCCCCCAAACCUUCAACAGCAAUUCCUCACUUUGAGGCUACCACCAAAUCUGUUGCACAAAUUCAUCCUGCUACAGAUUCGACCCAACGUGGUCCUGCUAACAAAAAUGUUACUACAGCACCCAUUCUUCCCCUUACUCCAUUCACAAUAACUUUGACCCCUACUAUUAGUCCUAUCAACCAUUCUGUCUCAGCUUCUCAUCCUCAUUCUACUGCUGAUGGCCAUGGUAGCCUGCCUAAUGGAAGCACAGGAAAGAUACUAUCAGCAACCGCAUACACAACUUCUGUAUAUACCACCAUUACUGUCACCACAGCUGAGCAAAUUGUGUCCAAAAUAGAAAAUGAUUUAGCAGCUGGAAAAGUAGAGCCAAAAGAUGUAGAAAGGAUGGUUAGUCAGGUUAGCAAAGUCCUAACUGCUUCUCAACCAUUACCACCCCAAAUUUCUAACAGAAUUAUAAAACUUGUGGAUUAUAUUGGCCUAAAACUAAACUUUUCAGCAAUGUCUGCUGAUUUUGCAUCCCCUUCCUUGGCUCUGGCAGUUGUCAAAACCAACAGCAUCCGCUCCAACCAAAUGUCUUUUGCUGUCCAGGAAGCAACUGAUCUCCAGAUCUCUCUAGGCAUUAGUACGAUUCAUGAUUUAAAUAAUCUCGGAUCAAUUACACUUCCUUCAUCAUUGCUGACAAAUUUACCCCCUGAAGAGGUGGACUUAGCUUCUAGAAUUAUAUUCAACUUCUUUAAAAAGACCACCGUGUUCCAGGAUCUGUCCUUGAAGAAUGCAUGUUUAAUCAGCAAUGUUAUAUCAUCAAGUGUUGCUAACCUCACAAUUAGUAACUUAAAGGCAAACAUUACUGUCACUUUACAGAAUAUCAAACCUAAUCAGGAUAACUCAACAGUUAGAUGUGCUUUUUGGGAUUUUAAUAAAAAUGGUGGACAUGGAGGCUGGUCAUACGAAGGUUGCAUAGUUAAAGAAAGUAGAGUAAAUGAAACGGUCUGUUCAUGCAACCACCUCACGAGCUUUGCAGUUUUGAUGAACUUGUAUGGAAAUGCUCCUUUGAGUCCCACACAAGAAUUGGUACUGACUUUUAUAUCCUAUAUAGGAUGUGGCCUCUCUGCAAUAUUUCUUUCUAUUACUCUUGUGACCUACAUAGCCUUUGAGAAAAUCCGGAGAGACUACCCCUCCAAAAUCCUUAUUCAGCUGUGUGCUGCAUUACUUCUACUCAACUUAAUUUUCCUCCUUGACUCAUGGAUUGCACUGUAUGAUACACAAGGCCUGUGCAUUGCAGUUGCAGUAUUUCUUCACUAUUUCCUCUUGGUUUCAUUCACCUGGAUGGGCCUGGAAGCUUUCCACAUGUAUCUAGCCCUUGUGAAAGUCUUUAAUACCUAUGUGCGGAAAUACAUUCUUAAAUUUUGCAUUGUUGGUUGGGGGUUACCAGCAGUAGUUGUGUCCAUUGUGUUGGCAAUAUCACCAGAUAAUUAUGGACUUAUAACCACUGGAAAGGUUUCAAUAAACAGACCUGAUGAAUUCUGCUGGAUAAAAAACAGAAUUGUCUUUUAUAUUACUGCUGUGGGAUACUUUUGCCUGAUAUUCCUGAUCAAUAUCAGCAUGUUCAUUGUUGUGCUGAUCCAGCUCUGUCGUAUCAAAAAGAAAAAACAACUUGGUGCUCAAAGAAAAACCAGCAUUCAAGACCUUAGGAGUGUUGCUGGCCUCACAUUCUUGUUGGGAAUUACUUGGGGAUUUGCUUUCUUCACAGUAAAUGAGGUAUUUACUUACCUCUUUACUAUUUUCAACACUUUGCAAGGGUUCUUCAUUUUUAUCUUCUAUUGUGUAACAAAGGAGAAUGUCCGUAAACAGUGGAGAAGAUAUCUCUGUUGUGGGAAGUUCAGACUGGCUGAAAACUCUGACUGGAGUAGAACUGCUACUAAUGGUUUAAAGAAGCAGACUGUAAAUCAAGGAGUAUCCAGUUCUUCCAAUUCCUUACAGUCAAACAGUAACUCCACUAACUCUACAACACUGCUAAUGAAUAAUGAUUACUCAGUGCAUGCAAAUGGAAAUGGUCUGCAUGUUCGGGGACCUACCAUCAGGUAUCACAUGGCUGAACCUGCAGAUUUCAUAACUGAGGAACAGAACCCACCUUUCUGAAUUUGUUCACAGAAUAGCCUUAUUUUCUUCUCAGAUUUUACCCUAGCAUUAGGGCACAGCUAUUUUGAACACUCCUUCUAAAAUAUGAAACAGUUGUAGUCAGGCGGGGUUUAAACAGCUAUAUAUACACAGUUACAGUGUCAGCAAGUAUGGUUAUUUUCUGUCAUUUCAGUCUUUAUCUGAUUUGAAUUAGCAAAGCUCUUCUGCUCGUCUUGCCCUGUUUACAUUUGUGCCUAAGUGCUUGGUGGACUUUUAAAUUAAUAGUUAAAUAUUAGAUUUUGUACUUAAGAGGGUUUGCAUAAUCUGUUGGGCCAUUGCUGCCAUUUUGUGGGUCCAAUGGCAGCUCAGAAGUUGUGCAUGUAAUUUGUGAUCUUUGUUUGGCAGCCAUCACCACAAGCCCACUUUCUUAAACUCCCAUCUGGAGAUGUCAAAUUUAUAUGCAUUACAUUUUCAAACUGGUAGUAAGCUUUAUCAGCUAGAAAUACAUGUUCACAUUUUAUUUAAAAAAUGCCAUCUCUCAUUCCAAAGACAAGUUUGCCAAUGAGACUUCGAUGCAGCUGAUAAUGCUGACAUCUGCUUGAAUCAGUAGGAUAACUGCUGGAAGGUAUGCAGUCUGUCUAAAGUGAAGGAUUAUUUUCUGGAGGAAAUGUUUGGGUAAACUGAUACUAAACCUGUGUGCUUGGGGGAUCUGGCCCAAGCGGAAUAGAGGAGCAGUCCAGCCCAGGCACUCAAGCAGUAGAAUCCUUUCUGUGGGAAGGAUUAAGUGCAGGGGAGGGAUGUCACCAAAGAGUUCCCCAUCUGGUGACCCCAACAAGAAAUAGUUGAAGAGCAUCCUGUAAUGUGGCCCUGCUGCUUCUGGAAGAGUUCAGGAGCUUGAGGUAGUGAGAGAGUGAAAGGGGAGGCAGAGCCAAAGCAGAAUUCCGCUCCAGUAUAUUUGAGGUAUUCUGUGUCUGAUUACAACUGUACUACUAGAGAGGAUCAGAUUUUGAUCCCUGUAACAGAAUCAUCUUUCACUGCCUAGAGGUUUCUCACUAGUGUUUUUCCUUCUCCUCCUAAACCAUAAACCACAAACCGUUUCUACCUUCACUGUUGUGUCUUUUCAGUAGAUUUACUGAAAUCUCCCAAAUCAUGAUGAUGCUUGUGUAUGAAUUGUUGUGAAUAUUAACACAAAUAGCAAACUUGGGUGCUUUAUGGUUUUUAUUAAUUCUUUGUCUGGUAUAAAUGGUAAAUGACAGCUCUGCAUCUUAGUUUGUGAACUCACUUCUCAGUGUUUAACAAAAUUAUCCCUCCCAAAAGAAAUACUAGCUCUGGUUUUGGUUUCUCCAUUGCGCUAUUCCUUAUAGUUUAUUCCUACUGAUAGUGAUGCAUAUGAUACCAGGGUCCUGGCAGUUUUCUUAAACUUGACUGCUUUGCAAAAAAAACCCUGACCCCAACAAAUCAACCAACCAAACAAAAAAAACCCCAACAAAAAUCAAACUGAAAUCCAACCAGAAGCAUUUGCACAAAUACUUACAAUAAAAAAAAAUUAAAUUCUGAUUCUCAUCAGAAUUAUAUAGAACGUGAUGCAUAGAGGUAGGAGAUUCUAUCCGGUGAACUAAGCAUUUGUGGAGCAUUUCAUUAAUAGGCUUCAGUCAGCAGUGGUGUCACACGUGUUCAUUGUAGAUUAACCUAAAGGUGUAAGAAUCUGUCUUAAUAUAUCCUAGACCCAUGAUUGGACCUAGGCCGUAUUCUAGUUGUCCUCCAGAAAUAAAUCUUGCAAGUUGAGUGCCUUUCAAAGGAAAAAAAAAAUCCUUAUUUUCUCAAACACUUUUGUUGCAGAUGCAUAGCAAACCUGAGAGACCUUUUAAACUUAACUUGUUAAAGCAAAACUAGAAUGAAAAGUGUUUUGCAUCUUACCUAGUUAUAUUUAUACCAAGUCGAAGUCUACAUCCUGAGAAUUGUGACCUUCACUGCUUAAAAUAUGGAAUCCUAUUGUGCAAAAAUUUAUUAACAUCUCUCAGAUCUCUUACUGAUUUUGCACAGGAGAAGAAAUACAUAUGCAGUAUGUACAGAAAAGCCCACAUUUUGAGAUUGUUGCAGGAAUAAUACAAGAGUGCAUGAACACCCUACAGUGACUGAAAAAGCAUGGGAGACUUGAUUCUGAACCUUUCUGAUAGGAGAUGCUCUUUUUUUUUGUUUCAACAGGCCAUCUUCCCAGUGAGAAGAACAGUGUUUCUUUCAUUGUACAGAAUGGUGAUGUGUGUCUCCGUGACUUUUCAGGCAAACAACUUGUAUUUCAAGAAAAGGAUGAUACAGGCAGCCAAAAAAGCCAUAUC
Molecule: messenger RNA, 6350 nt
Organism: Falco peregrinus (peregrine falcon)
Lineage: Eukaryota; Metazoa; Chordata; Aves; Falconiformes; Falconidae
Gene: ADGRG2
Product: adhesion G protein-coupled receptor G2
Exons: 28
Coding region: 106-4035 (1309 amino acids)
Biological process (GO): adenylate cyclase-activating G protein-coupled receptor signaling pathway; cell surface receptor signaling pathway
Cellular component (GO): membrane
Molecular function (GO): G protein-coupled receptor activity
Source: RefSeq, a predicted model, not a curated record